This is a messenger RNA of Phoenix dactylifera (date palm), 2340 nucleotides long. Its product is annotated as zinc finger CCCH domain-containing protein 56-like. The record is from RefSeq and is a predicted model, not a curated record. Lineage: Eukaryota; Viridiplantae; Streptophyta; Magnoliopsida; Arecales; Arecaceae. Gene Ontology annotation, molecular function: metal ion binding; mRNA binding.
GGCCAUGACGAAAAUAGCAACCCUUCCCCUCGGUUAGAUAUCCUCAUGCCACCCUCCUCCCUCCCCGCCUGCCCUAGAUAAGAUCCGCUGAUCUCUUCCUCUCUCUCUCGUUCCUGGCUUCCGAUCUCUCUAAGGUGAGCUCUCGACUCCCUUCUUUGCCCUUCGAUCGCGGACACAGGGCUCUUCCGGCCUCAAAUGGCUUCCUAAGGGAUUCAAUCCGUGUCCGUCUUGCUGGGUUCUUCUGCACCCUUUUUCUUCUCUUAUCUUCUGACUGGAGGGCUUCCUUUGAUCUCAAAAUUUGAUUUUUAAGUUAUAAUUUUUCCUUCCACGAGCUAGGCUUUGGAAAAUUUCAGCCGAUCUCAUGUUUGUGACGGUUCCGUGAUUGUAAGAAUCGCAGCCUUUUUUUUUCCCCCUCUUCUGAAUGACAACAUUAGCACGUGUCUGAUCUGUGAUAGGGAUUUGAGUUUAAUUAGAAACGCCGGUAGGGUGUUUCAUAGUCUUGGGCAUCGUUGGUGUUGGCGGAUUAGGGUUUUGAUCUCCGGUGCUUUUAUUUUUUUUUGGGUGCAAUACAUGGAUUAUAGCAGCAACGCCAUUGAGAUUAUUCCGGAGGCUACUGGCCCCGAACCCUGGGCGCAGGCUUCCAAUGAUCAGGCUAUAUGGGCGACCGAGGACGACUACCGGAGUUGGAAUGGAGAACCCUCUGCUGAUACUGUAUCGAACCCCGCCUAUGGUGAUCGCCAGUCUCAGUCGCAAUCCCGGGCUGGAAGCGAGCAGCCCCCCAGCAAGAAGCCCCGGAAUUCUUUGGAAGGGAAUGGGUCGACGAGCAAGUCCAGGGCAAUUGGGAAAAUGUUCUUCAAGACCAAGCUCUGCUGCAAGUUCCGGGCCGGGACGUGCCCCUAUAUCACAAACUGCAAUUUUGCGCAUGGGAUGGAGGAGCUCCGGAAACCCCCGCCCAAUUGGCAGGAGAUAGUAGCAUCGCAGGAGGGGAUGGAGCCCAGAGAGGAGCACCAGAUACCUAUUCUGACCUCUUCUAAUUUGGGUGCGGAUGGGCAGAGGUCUUAUAAAGGGAGGCACUGUAAGAAGUUUUACACUGAGGAGGGCUGCCCGUAUGGAGAUACGUGUACUUUUCUGCAUGAUGAGCAGUCGAAGGCUCGAGAGAGUGUGGCGAUUAGUCUGUCGCCUACAGUUGGAGGUGGUGGAUAUGGUGGUGGACAGAAUGCGUCGAAUCAGAAGCCUUCGAAUUGGAAAACUAGGAUCUGCAACAAGUGGGAGAUGACUGGGUAUUGUCCAUUUGGUAGCAAGUGUCAUUUUGCUCAUGGGGCCGCAGAACUUCACAGAUAUGGUGGGGGGCUUGUGGAGAUGGAAGGCAGAGAUGCUUCUUCAGUAGCUACAGAUUCGAAGCAGGUUGGGGCAUCAACAAGGGCUCCUGCAGACACUGUUGUUGCAUCCAUGCAAUCAGUUCCUCAUGCUGAUGUUUAUCACAUGGGAGGUCCUUCACAGAGGUCAAGCGUUGUCGGUCAGAGGCAGGGGCUAGGUCAGGGUCAGAGACUUCAGAAAUGGAAAGGACCAGACAAGAUCAGUAGGAUAUAUGGCGACUGGAUUGAUGAAAGUGAGUAGACCCAUACGUGCUGAUAUAGCAGGGCAUCUGGAUGGAAAAAUAAUAAGUGUAGUCAUCUCUACUAAUUGCAUGCUGGAACGUAUUGUUUAGUCUUUAUGUCGUAAUUGCAAUGAAACUGGUGGGUUCUUAUAUCUGAAGCAAUAGAAGAGAAGUGCUACACCUUUUUUUUGAGUAGCUGAAUCUUAAAUAACCUGAAGGUUUCAUUAGAAAGACAGUCACUAGUUCUUAUGAGUUGAGCUUGUGAAGCUUGAUGGGAGAGUGUGUGUUCUGUCAUAGCCUUGCUAUUUUCUAUUGUCCUUCCAUAUCAUGAGUGGAAGGUCAUUGAAUUUUCAUGGUGCGUACGAAGUUUCCCUGAAGCAGAACCGUGUGUUCAUUAAAUUUUGUGCUUUGAUGACUGAUUAGGAGCUCGCUGCUAAGGCAAGCCCAUACGUGAUGGCUAGUUGCUCAGUAUCAUCAGCUGGUUCACUAACAUGGUAUCAUCAGCUGGUUCCCUAACAUGUUUCUUUGUCAACAAGUGAUGGUGAUCAGCUGAAUAAGGCUUGCCUACUUCAUGCUUAUGGAGUCUAUGGAAGGUAUCUGGCUUGAUUUUGCAACUUGAUGCAGUAACAUUAGUGUACCUGUUGUUCUUACAGCAAUUCUUGUGUCGGUGUCGAUGUGUAAGCUGGUGUCGAUGUGUAAGCUAGUUAAUGAAUUAUCCAAAGGGUUUUCAUGAUGAAUCAACA